AGUACAUAAUAAGCUAACAGUCCAUUCCGUGCGCAGCCACAAAGCUAGCUUAUUUCCCUUCCCUUCACGCGGCAAGCGGCGGCCGGCCUUCCGCCGCCAUGGCCACCACCACCGCGCCCGUCCUCCUCGUCUUCCUCGUUGCCAUUGCCACGUCCGUCGCCCCCUCAUUCCCCAUCCUGACGAUGGCGGCGGACGCGGACAACGGCACCACCCACCUGAGCUUCUUCAUGCACGACAUCACGUCGGGCGCCAGCCCGACCGCGGUGAAGGUGAUCAAGGGGCCCGGCGCGGGGUCCACCCCGACGGCGCCGGCGCUGGGCAUGACGUUCGGCGACACCAUGGUGAUCGACGACCCGCUGACGGAGGAGGCGUCGCCCGCGUCCGCCGCGCUGGGCCGCAUGCAGGGCUUCUACAUGCUGGCGUCCCAGACCGGGGCGGCGCUUAUGGUGUGCGCCAACCUGCUGCUCACGUCGGGGGCCCACAACGGGAGCACGCUCGCCGUGCUGGGCCGCGACGACACCGGCCAGGACGUCCGGGAGAUCCCCGUCGUCGGCGGCACCGGGACGUUCCGGAUGGCCACGGGCUACGUGCUGUGGAAGACGCCGGAUGGGAUCAACGGCACCGACGCCACCGUCCAGCUGGAUGUCUACGUCACCACGGACGGCAACGGCACCACGGACGCCGGCGACGCCGACGGCGGAGGCGGAUCCCCGUCCGCAGGGUCAGGGUCGUCGGGGUCGUCGGGAGGCUCCAAGUCCACCUCCGGUGCCGAGAGUAGGAGGAGGAGGAUGACCGGCGGGUGGGUCGUCGCCGUAGUGGUUGCGGUGGUUGGAUCCUUCUGGGUUUGGUGAGCAACGACCUGUUGACGAAGGAUGGGGGUGGGUGGGUGGUGUGUGAGUGGGGUGGUGGUCCCACAUGCUGGUGGGUGAGAGUGGGUGCAUGUGCUCUGCUGCGGCAUGUCGGUUGCCGGCAUCAUUCCUAUCUAUCUGUAUUGGACUUGUUCUAGAGCUUUUGCUUUUCGCAAAAAAAAAGACAUGCGGGUCAUUAUGUU
Molecule: messenger RNA, 1051 nt
Organism: Zea mays
Lineage: Eukaryota; Viridiplantae; Streptophyta; Magnoliopsida; Poales; Poaceae
Exons: 1
Coding region: 99-851 (250 amino acids)
Source: RefSeq, marked validated